AUGACUAACAACUAUACAAUCAUUCCUGGAAUAGAUGCCAAACUAAAAUCUCAAAUUAAAGGACUUUUUUAUUUAAAAAAUAAUAUUAUAAUGUGCUCGAAAAAAAACAAGCCAAUUAUUAUAUUAUCCGAAUUGGAUGAAAUAUUUAAGAAACAUCACAAUGAUAAAAAUCAUACAGGAGUGAACACAACUAUCAAAUCGAUUGAAACAAUAUAUGCAACUGUUCCAGUGAAUAAGCUCAAAGAUUAUAUAAAAAAUUGUGAGGUAUGCUCAUUAAAGACGACGUUGCUGAAGGCCCCAACUGGUAAAGCUAUAAAGUCAACGGCAGUAUGGGGUCAAGUUGUAAUGGAUCUUAUUGAUUUUAGUAGCACUCCUGAUGGAGAAUUUAAAUUAAUUCACUUUAAAGACCAUUUUUCUAAAUUUACAUAUGCAACGCCUCUUAUAUCAAAACAAGGGGAAUAA
Molecule: messenger RNA, 462 nt
Organism: Gordionus sp. m RMFG-2023
Lineage: Eukaryota; Metazoa; Nematomorpha; Gordioida; Chordodea; Parachordodidae
Product: SCAN domain-containing protein 3-like
Exons: 2
Coding region: 1-462 (153 amino acids)
Source: RefSeq, a predicted model, not a curated record